Molecule: messenger RNA, 1502 nt
Organism: Puccinia graminis f. sp. tritici CRL 75-36-700-3
Lineage: Eukaryota; Fungi; Basidiomycota; Pucciniomycetes; Pucciniales; Pucciniaceae
Exons: 5
Coding region: 43-1140 (365 amino acids)
Source: RefSeq, a predicted model, not a curated record
AAGUCAACAACCCUGCUUUCGACCGACUACGAACAAUCAACGAUGGGGUUCUCAUUCAACUGUCCGUGCUUGUGUUGGCCAACUCAAAGGAAUCAGCAGCAACAACAACACCAACAAGAACAACAGCAGCCUCUCUAUCCGCACUCAGAAGCAGAUGCCGAUGAACGUACCCCAUUGAUUGUCAAUCCACCCCAAGUAACUCCUUCACCAUCUUUACCUGUUAUCGAUACCGCUCAACAACAAGCUGACGAAGCGGCCGCCAAUAAGAUCGUUUCCCAAACUGUCCGAUGUUUAGUGGACGUCUACUCUCAAGCCCCAUUUUCACAUUUGAAAAUAAGAGGAGCGAUUUCCGCAUCAGAUUCCAUCUCAGACCUUCCUCAUACACCCGACGGUGUAGCAACAGCCUGGCGAGCCUAUGACCCACCCAGUUGUCCACCGGUCUCCUCAGAAACCUCCAAAUAUCAAUUAUCAGCCUCCACCAACUUCCAAUCUCCAUCAACAAACCAUGGCCACCAAACCGCACCUUCAAAGCGCAGCUUCCACAGUCUCAAAACCAUCAUCAACCAUCAGAAUCGAUCCCUUCCCGAUGAACAUGAUACCCGACUGUCGGCAUCUUUAAUCGACCUACAGCAAGACCCUGCCCAUCGUCUUUCCUCCUCCUCUACCCUCCCUGGAUCUACUCAUGCUUCAACCCAAUUCGCAAGCCAACGUCAUUCACGGGAUAAUAGCUUUGCCCCAACCUCUUGUAGUACCCAAUUCGAUACCAUUCGGACUUUUCAAACUGCUAGAGAUCACCCCAAUCUGAAUAACGAUGAUGACGAGGAUGAUCCGGAUCCUACUGAAGACUUAACGCUAACCACUUCGCAAUUCCCUAUCAAUAAUCAUCUUAAUGGUGACCUAGAUCCUCCUCCUCCUCCUCUUCUUGCCUCCAAACCUGACUUCGUCACUCGUCUUUGGGAUCAAUCUGAUCAUCAAGAACCCCCUCAUGAGUCUGAAGAGUCUCCCGCAAAUCUUUCAGAUCAAACUAGUUGUCAGACCGACCCAACAGACCUUCUUACCGACGAUCCUAAAAAGCUGGCCGAAAUGAUCGCUAAUGGAUUUCGCCUAACAGAUACCGGUCCCAUCUUAGUUGAACUUUGAAAACAACUCUUCCCCUCCCAUCCAAUGUUGCAUCUCUUAACCUAGUUUCUUUCCACCCUUAAUGGCUUUUUCUUUUUUGGUAUUUUCAUAAUCAUUCUUGUUUUUUGUUGUUGUUUUAAUUUCUCAAGUAUGCUUUUUUUGGGGGUCUCUUGAUUUUUUUUUCUCUCUUCUCUUUUUUUCACUUUUUAAUCAUUUUUGAUCAUUUUCUUUUGUAUUUGGUAUCAGUCUAAUUCCCCUAACCCAUUUCUUCUUCUUCUCUUGUUGUCCUUUUUGUAUUCAUUUUUAUUAGCUUAGUUGUUAUUUGUGUUCUGCACUAAUCACUCAAUUCACUCAUUCUUCUUUUCUUGAGGGGAAUGGGACAC